Messenger RNA from Mercenaria mercenaria, 1762 nucleotides. Its product is annotated as serine/threonine-protein kinase SBK1-like. The transcript has 2 exons. The record is from RefSeq and is a predicted model, not a curated record. The coding region runs from base 299 to 1336 and encodes 345 amino acids. Gene Ontology annotation, molecular function: protein serine/threonine kinase activity; ATP binding. NCBI's taxonomy places the organism in Eukaryota, Metazoa, Mollusca, Bivalvia, Venerida, Veneridae. Gene Ontology annotation, biological process: peptidyl-threonine phosphorylation; peptidyl-serine phosphorylation.
CUCAAUUCUAUAUACAUAGUCAGCCAGCGCACAAUCGCUAUUUUUCUGUUAGGCGAACAUUAUAUAAAGACGUUGGUGAUAUUACGCUAGUGUAUUUCUGGGAUAAUCUAAUCGUGUGAGAAUUGGCUCAUAGUCAAAACACAUUUCUUGGCAUCAUAAUUUUACGAAGUGUCUGCUACAAACACGGGAUUUAUGCAUUUUAUCAAGAGCGAGACCAUGACGUCAUCAGCGUAGCAUGGUGCUACAAUAACAGAUUGUCUCGAUGAAAGAUUUUUAGUAAAGUCAUAGCAGACGAACUAUGAGCAUGCCUAAGUCACCUCGUUCAAGUACUUCAGAUAACCUUCUUCAACUCAAUCUCAAAGACCACUACGAGGUUCUACGAGACCUUGGUAGAGGCACUUACGGGAAAGUAGUUCUUGCGAAAUGUAUGGAGACGGGAACAAAUGUCGCCUUAAAGGUGUUGCCAAAAAGCUCCACUAAGCUACGAGAGUUUCAGCGGGAGUUUCAGUAUAGUUAUUUUUUGUCUCCGCACAGUAACAUUGUAGACUCGUACAAUGUGGCCUUUGAAACUAGAAGUUCGUAUGUUUUCGCGCAGGAAUACGCUCCAGUUGGGGAUUUGUUCGAUGCCAUUCCACCACAAGUCGGUAUGAAAGAAAGAGAUGUUAAACUGGUUGUGAAACAAAUAGCAUCAGCUCUGGAGUUUAUGCACAGUAAGCAACUCGUGCACCGUGAUAUUAAACCAGAGAAUGUGUUAAUUUUCGAAGCAGACUUUAAUAAAGUAAAACUCAUGGACUUCGGAAUGACGCGGAAAGACGGCAAUGUGAUAAGAAAAACUAACGGAAGCAUUCCAUAUACCCCUCCAGAGAUAUGUGAAGCCGUCCGGAAUGAAAAUAUAACUGUGUCAUCAAGUGGGGACGUAUGGGCAUUUGGAGUGCUUUUGUUUUGCAUGCUCACGGGCAAUUUUCCUUGGGAAAAUGCGGACAUUGGUGAUAUAUACUUCAGUGAAUUUGUAACUUGGCAACGUAGAAAAACCUCAAAAAUACCGUCACAAUGGAAACGCUUCACACCAAAAUUUCUGCGAUAUUUCAGAAAAGUUUUAGACAUUAAACCAGAGAGACGGUGUGAUGUGAAAGAAAUAAUGAAGUAUCUCAAUGACAAUUGGUUGCUGCCAUGUCGCAACUCGGACGACUCAACGGAAGAGGAUGAGGAUGAAUGCGCAUCCGGAAGUGACCAAGCGGAUAACUUGGCUCUUAUCCUUCAAAAUCAUGGUAUUGACACUAAAGUAGACAAACAUUUACGAGACGUACGAAUAUCAGAGUGGUUAUUAUCUCUGUGACUAGUGAAGGACCUGCAGCCGUUACAUCAUUACCAUGCUAACAAACUUCGGUGCUUUUUCUGUGACUCAAGCGUGCGGUUGCUUUUGGUAACGCUGACGUUUAUAAGCGUAAUUGUGAUGUUAUUCAAGUGAUUAUAUUGUGCAAUUAUCGUGUAUAUACAAUAAGUUUGAAUUGUUAUUAUCCGUAUUUAUGUUACGAAACAUUAUUGUUGCAUUAACAGACGAUAGUUGUUUAGUUAUGACGUCAAUUUACAUUCCUAUUAUCACGAAUUGUUAUGUUAUGAAAUGAUACGCCAAAAUAGUAUUGAAAAUAUUAAGACAAUGUAAAAUUACAAUAUGUAAUUUAUUACGUGUUAUUCCAGUUAUUUUCCUUAUCGGAAUAUUUUGCAGGAGUUUGGGUUGUAAAAUAAAUCGAUCAGAUACUCA